AUGGUAGAUUCUGGUCAUGAGAAGGAUUUAAGGCCUGCCGACCCUGCUGGAACCGGCGAGACUACGAACCACGACGAGCCACUCGAUGUCGACAACGAGGAGAAAGACUACAUAGAGGUAGCAACCUAUCGAGAGCCCUCGAGCCAUGACGAGAAAGAGCUUCAGCCUGGCAUGGACCGGGCGAGGAGUUAUGCCACUACAGCUUCUGCGGUGACAAGAGCAGUCUCCCGUGUGGAUAUGCCACGCCAGAAGAAACCGUGGUACAAAAAGGUCAAUCCCUUGAAAUGGGGCGGGGUACCAGAGGUCCCAGAAACAAGGGGAGUCUCCAGAGAAUACAACGCACCGUUUCUCAGUAUGGUGUAUUUCCAAUGGGUGGCACCAAUGAUGAGCGUUGGUUACAAACGACAACUCGAGCCAAACGAUAUCUGGACCGUCAACCCCAAACGAUCGGCCGAGGUCAUGACGCUGAAAUUACAGGCCUCGUUCAAGAAGAGAGUGGCAAGAGGCGACAAAUACCCAUUGUUGUUUGCGCUACACGAAACCUUCAAGACGGAAUUCUGGAUUGGUGGAACAUGUCAAUUUUUUGCCAACAUCUUCCAGGUUGUUUCGCCCUAUACACUUCGAUACCUCAUCCAAUUCGCCGAUGACGCCUAUGUGGCUCAGAAAGAAGGAAAACCCGUUCCGCACAUUGGAAAUGGAAUUGGUCUCGUAAUUGGAAUCACAUUUAUGCAAAUGUGUCAAUCUUUAGGCACGAACCAUUUUAUUUACCGCGGAAUGAUGGUAGGAGGACAGUCAAGAGCUGUGCUCAUUUCCGUUAUUUUUGAAAAGGCUAUGAGCAUCUCUGGGCGCGCCAAGGCUGGCGGUCGAGCAAUUGAGGACGGGAGGGAGACAAAAGUGGAGGAAACCGCGCUGGAAAAGGAAAAGAGCACCAAAUGGUAUCAAUUUCGAAAGUCGGGCGCGAAAGUUUCAACGGCGGACUCUGGGCGUGGUGUCGCUGGUGAUGGGACAGGAUGGGCAAAUGGUAGAGUAGUAAACCUGAUGUCCGUUGAUACGUAUCGUGUGGAUCAGGCAUCCGGAAUGUUUCAUAUGGUUUGGACCGCUCCUAUUGCAUGUAUCAUUACGUUGAUACUCUUGCUUGUCAAUUUGACGUAUAGCGCCCUUGCUGGAUUUGCAUUGCUCAUUAUAGGAUUGCCAGUCUUGACCGAGGCUGUAAAGAGUCUUUUCAAACGGCGCAAGAAGAUCAACAAAGUGACAGAUCAGAGAGUCAGUCUUACCCAGGAGAUCUUACAAGCUGUCAGAUUUGUCAAAUUCUUUGGAUGGGAAAGUGCAUUUCUUCAGCGGCUUAGCGAUAUUCGAAAUCGGGAAAUCGCAGCCAUUCAAGUUCUCCUCGCCAUCAGGAACGCCAUCAACGCUGUAUCGAUGUCCUUGCCCAUCUUUGCAUCUAUGCUAGCAUUUAUCACCUACUCGCUCACCAGCCACAGCCUCAACCCAGCCCAUGUCUUCUCCUCGCUUGCGUUAUUCAACUCGCUUCGCAUGCCGCUGAAUCUCUUACCUUUGGUCAUUGGACAAGUUACCGAUGCUUGGUCGUCGAUUUACCGAAUCCAAGAGUAUCUAAUGAGCGAAGAUCAAGAUGAUGAGGCAAAGGUUGACGAGGAGGCUAAAUAUGCUCUAGAGAUAGACAAAGCCGACUUUACCUGGGAACGAACGGCAACGCAGGACCCAGAUGCCAUACAGAUGACAGGAAAGAAGCAAACCAAAGACGAGCUGAAAUGUGAGAGGGCGGCCAAGAAACAGGCAAUCAAAGAUGAGAAACUUGCUGCGAAGAGAAAAUCCACAGAGCCUGUUCCAUCUGGCGAAAUGACACCCGACGACGUCAGCACUCUUAUCGGGGACAAAGAACCAUUCAAGUUACAAAACAUAGACUUCUCAAUUGGCCGUAAUGAGCUAGUAGCUGUUAUUGGUGGUGUUGGAAGUGGAAAAUCUUCCUUACUUGCUGCGCUUGCGGGAGAUAUGCGCAGAACGAAAGGUCGGGUGACGAUGGGUGCAAGUAGAGCAUUUUGUCCACAAUACGCCUGGAUCCAGAAUGCGACUGUGAGAGAAAACAUCCUCUUUGGCAAGAAAAUGGACAAAGAGUGGUACAAACAAGUGGUCGAUGCCUGUGCCUUGCAACCCGACCUGGAAAUGCUUCCACAAGGCGACGGCACCGAGAUCGGCGAGCGUGGAAUUACAGUGUCAGGAGGUCAAAAACAACGACUCAAUAUCGCCAGAGCAAUCUAUUUUGAUUCCGACUUGAUUCUCAUGGACGACCCUCUAUCGGCUGUAGAUGCACAUGUUGGCCGACACAUUUUUGAUAAUGCCAUCAUGGGCCUCAUGAAAAACAAGUCUCGAGUUCUAGCCACUCAUCAACUGUGGGUUCUCAACCGCUGCGAUCGCAUCAUUUGGAUGGAGGAAGGCCGGAUUCAAGCAAUCGACACCUUCGACAACCUUAUGAAAGAUCACCCGGGCUUCCAACUCCUAAUGGAGACUACCGCGGUUGAAGAAAAGCAUGAGAAGGAGGAUCAUGUAAACGAUGACGAAGUCGAGGGGGAGAAGAAGGAUGUGAAGAAGAAACGCAAUGGUGCAACUUUAAUGCAAGCCGAAGAAAGGGCCGUCAAGAGCGUUCCGUGGUCUGUCUAUAUUGACUACAUAAGGGCUUCGGGCAGUCUUCUGAAUGCGCCCAUCGUCCUCAUCUUCCUCCUUAUGUCCCAGAGCGCCAACAUCGCAACCAGUCUCUGGCUGUCCUGGUGGACAAGUGAUAAAUUUGGAUAUUCGAAAGGAGUCUAUAUUGGAGUCUACGCAGCUCUAGGUGCAUCUCAAGCACUGCUUCUUUUCUUCUUCGCUCUGUCCCUUACAAUGAUGGGAACUAUUGCUAGUAAAAGGAUGUUGAACCGGGCCAUCACUCGAGCACUCCGAGCACCAAUGUCUUUCUUCGACACCACGCCAUUGGGACGAAUCACCAACCGCUUCUCUCGAGACGUCGACGUCAUGGACAACAACUUGACAGAUGCGAUGAGAAUGUAUUUUCUGACUCUCGCCAUGAUUCUCUCCGUCUUUGGCUUGAUCAUCGCAUAUUUCCAUUAUUUUGCCAUCGCUCUUGGACCUCUCUUCAUAUUAUUCGUCUUUUCCGCCGGGUAUUAUCGAGCGUCCGCUCGCGAGAUGAAACGAUACGAGUCUGUUCUUCGCUCCCACGUUUUCGCUAAAUUCAGUGAAGGCCUAUCAGGAACUGCAUGCAUCCGUGCUUAUGGGCUGAAAGAUCAAUUCAUUGUCAAUCUUCGAAAUUCAAUUGAUGAUAUGAAUAGCGCAUACUUCCUUACAUUCGCCAAUCAACGUUGGUUAUCAACGAGGCUGGAUUUUAUUGGCAACUUACUCGUCUUUGUAACCGGUAUAUUGGUUGUUACUUCACGGUUCAACGUGUCACCAUCCACUGCCGGCCUAGUGCUAAGUUAUAUUCUUUCCAUCGUUCAGAUGAUUCAGUUCACAGUCAGACAACUUGCUGAAGUUGAGAACGGUAUGAACGCCACUGAGCGUAUUCAUUACUAUGGCACUCAGCUGGAGGAAGAGGCGCCGCUACACACCAUUGACGUAAGAAAAUCGUGGCCCGAAUCUGGAGAAAUCAUCUUCGAAAACGUACAAAUGCGAUACCGAGAAAAUCUCCCACUUGUACUAUCAGGCCUUACAAUGCAUGUAAAGGGGGGCGAGAGAAUUGGAGUCGUAGGCCGAACAGGAGCAGGCAAGUCUAGCAUUAUGUCCACACUCUUCCGUCUCGUCGAACUCUCCGGCGGAUCCAUUACUGUCGACGGCAUGGACAUCAGCAAGAUCGGUCUCCAGGAUCUCCGUUCUCGUCUUGCAAUCAUCCCGCAAGAUCCAACCCUCUUCAAAGGCACCAUCCGCAGCAACCUAGACCCUUUCAACGAACAUACCGACCUCGCACUAUGGUCCGCACUUCGCCAAUCCGAUCUCAUCUCGGAAGACGCGUCCCUAGAUGACAAAUCACCCGGCCGCAUCCACCUCGACGGCAUCGUUGAAGACGAGGGCCUGAACUUCUCCCUAGGUCAGAGACAGCUGAUGGCUCUUGCCCGCGCUCUUGUACGCGGCUCCCAAAUCAUCGUCUGUGAUGAGGCAACCUCAAGUGUAGAUAUGGAGACGGAUGAGAAGAUCCAACGUACGAUUGCAACGGGGUUCAAGGGCAAGACGCUGCUAUGUAUUGCGCAUCGUCUUAAGACCAUCAUUAAUUACGAUCGCAUUUGUGUCAUGGAUCAAGGACGCAUUGCGGAGCUAGAUGCACCGUCCGAGCUCUAUCGGAAAGGUGGCAUUUUCAGGAGUAUGUGUGAUAAAGGAGGCAUUAGGAAAGAAGACUUUGUCGGAUUUGAGGAGAAUAGUCCCUAA
Messenger RNA from Lachnellula hyalina, 4425 nucleotides. It is a transcript of the gene fer6, whose product is annotated as Multidrug resistance protein. Bases 1 to 4425 code for a protein of 1474 amino acids. Gene Ontology annotation, molecular function: ABC-type transporter activity; ATP binding; ATP hydrolysis activity. The record is from RefSeq and is a predicted model, not a curated record. The transcript is spliced from 4 exons. Gene Ontology annotation, cellular component: membrane. NCBI's taxonomy places the organism in Eukaryota, Fungi, Ascomycota, Leotiomycetes, Helotiales, Lachnaceae. Gene Ontology annotation, biological process: transmembrane transport.